AGUUAAAGUGUUGUUUAUAGGAUCAAGGUUCUGUUGUAGGAAAGGAGGAAACUCGAAAGAGUACAGGUUUUCCACUUUCUCCUGCUGCUGGUUUUUCUCAUCUUAAUCAUGUGGCUGGAUUCUUUGUUGCUGAGUCUCGAUCUCAAGGGGAUAUUCCUGUUUAUUUUUCUGUUCAUACUCGUUGCAGACUUCCUCAAAAGCAGGAAUCCACCAAAUUAUCCCCCAGGACCUCUAGCACUCCCCCUUGUGGGGAAUCUCCUCAGUCUGGACAGUAAACAUCCCCACAAGUACUUCACCAAGUUGGCCGACAUCUACGGGAAUGUGUUCAGUGUCCGCCUCGGCAGUGAUAAGUGGGUGUUUGUGUCAGGUUAUAAGAUGGUGAAGGAAGCCCUCAUCACACAAGCUGAGAACUUUGUGGAUCGGCCCUACAGCCCAGUUUCAGACAGGUUUUACACAGGAACCACAGGAGGUCUAUUCAUGAGUAAUGGUGAAAUAUGGAAGAGGCAGCGGCGGUUUGCAUUGUCCACAUUACGCAGCUUUGGUUUGGGUAAAAACACCAUGGAGCAGUGUAUUCGUGAGGAGAUCCAAUAUCUGCGAGAUGAGAUCGAGAAAGACAAAGGGGGGCCUUUCAAUCCAGGAGGUCUUUUCAACAACGCUGUGUCCAACAUCAUCUGCCAGCUGGUCAUGGGGAAACGCUUCGACUACAGUAACCACAACUUUCAGAUGAUGCUCAAGUUUCUGUCAGAGCUUCUUCAGUUGGAGGGAUCUAUAUGGGCUCAACUGUACGAGUCAUUCCCACGGCUAAUGAAGCACUUGCCAGGUCCUCACAACACAAUGUUCACCGACUUCAACUUCAUCCUGGAUUUCAUUAGUGAGGAGGUAGAGAGGCACAAGCAGGACCUGGACCGCAACAACCCCCGGGACUACAUCGACGCUUUCCUCAUCGAAAUGGAAAAGCACAAAGAGUCUGACCUGGGCUUCACUGAGUCCAACUUGGCUUUGUGCUCCUUGGAUCUGUUCCUGGCUGGAACAGAGACUACCUCCACCACUUUGCUUUGGGCUUUGGUUUACCUCAUGAAAAACCCAGAUAUCCAGGAAAAGGUCCAUGCAGAGAUAGACAAGGUGAUUGGACAGAGCCGCCUACCCACCAUGGCAGACAGACCCAACUUACCCUACACCGACGCAGUCAUCCAUGAGAUCCAGAGGCUGGGAAACAUCGUUCCUCUAAACGGACUCAGAACGGCAGCAAAGGACACAACACUGGAUGGUUACUUCAUUCCCAAGGGUACAUCCCUGAUGCCCAUGCUGACGUCUGUGCUGUUUGACAAAAAUGAAUGGGAGACUCCGGACACCUUCAACCCUGGCCACUUCCUGGACGCAGAGGGAAAGUUUGUAAAAAAAGAAGCGCUGCUGCCGUUCUCUGCAGGGAAGCGUGUGUGUCUCGGAGAAGGCCUCGCCAAGAUGGAGCUGUUUCUGUUUUUCGUUGGUUUAUUGCAGAAGUUUUCCUUCUCCGUUCCUGAAGGAGUGGAGUUGAGUACAGAGGGCAUCACUGGAGCCACACGAGUACCACAACCCUUCAAAGCUUACGCCAAAGCUCGCUGAAAUAUGCACUGAAUAAGUGUUGUGUGUCACACUCUUUCAAUAGUUGGAUGUAGAUACUUUUCUGUCUAAUCUAAUUGUCUAGUGUCACUGUCACCUAUCAAAAACACAUGAAUAAAAACAUAUUAUGACAUAAGCUUAA
Messenger RNA from Sphaeramia orbicularis (orbiculate cardinalfish), 1741 nucleotides. RefSeq names its product cytochrome P450 2J6-like. NCBI's taxonomy places the organism in Eukaryota, Metazoa, Chordata, Actinopteri, Kurtiformes, Apogonidae. Gene Ontology annotation, molecular function: heme binding; iron ion binding; oxidoreductase activity, acting on paired donors, with incorporation or reduction of molecular oxygen, reduced flavin or flavoprotein as one donor, and incorporation of one atom of oxygen. Gene Ontology annotation, cellular component: intracellular membrane-bounded organelle; cytoplasm. Gene Ontology annotation, biological process: xenobiotic metabolic process. The record is from RefSeq and is a predicted model, not a curated record. The coding region runs from base 109 to 1602 and encodes 497 amino acids. The transcript has 9 exons.